GAGGAGAAGCUGCAGUGACAUCUCCAAUUGGCCAUACAAGCAGGCUCCUAUUGGGAGAGUCUUCUGGGUUAAAGGGAAGGGAUCAGAAGCACACUUGAGCCCUCCUAGAUAUUGACUUCCAAGAAGAAGAGUAAGGCCUGAAGAGUCAUCAGAUUCAACAUUUCUUAGCUCCUGGAAAACCAGACAAUCCUGAAGGGAGUAUCCUUAGGUAGAAUUUCUCACAGCUCAAUGGCCUUUACAGCCUCCUUUACUGACCUCCAAGCAGAGGCCAGCUGCCCCCUCUGCUGGGAUUUCCUGACAGACCCAGUGACCAUUGACUGUGGCCACAACUUCUGUGGCUCCUGCAUCACACAGUGCUGGGAAGAUCUGCAGGACAUCCUCCCCUGUCCCAUCUGCCUCCACCACUGCCUUGACAGGAACUUGAAGAAAAACAGGCAGUUAUGUCACAUGACUGAUAUUGUAAAGCAACUUCCCACUAAUUGGAACAAGAGGAAAUGGCAGGAAGAGAAACCCCUGUGUGAGAAACACAGUCAGGUUCUGACUCUGUUCUGUGAGGAGGAUCUGGAGCUACUGUGUGCCCAGUGCCAAGUCUCCUCUGACCAUCGGGAUCACCACCUGAUGCCUCUUGAGCAGGCUGCAGCUACUCACAGGAAGAAGCUCAGAAGCUACAUUGAGCCUCUGAAGAAGCAAGUUGAAGAUGCUGAAAAAGGAUUAGAAAUCCAAGUAUCAAAAUCAUCUGAAUUGCGGGUAAAGGUGGAAAAUCAGAGGGAGGAAUUGUACUCUGAAUUUGAACAACUUAAGCAUUUUUUGGGAAAAGAACAGGAUAUAAUUAUUUUGAAAUUACAGACAGAACAGAUGUAUGCUGAAAAAAAACUAAGGGAAAACAAAGUAAAAUUCUUAGAGCACAUUUACACACUAAAAAAUCUAGUGAGUGAAAUAGCAGAGAAGUGUGUGCAGUCAGAACUGGAGUUCCUCACAGGAUCUGCUUCAGAUCUUACAAUCCAUAUGGUAACCACUGAAUGA
Choloepus didactylus (southern two-toed sloth) is the source of this 1023-nucleotide messenger RNA. Its product is annotated as putative tripartite motif-containing protein 61. The record is from RefSeq and is a predicted model, not a curated record. The transcript is spliced from 2 exons. NCBI's taxonomy places the organism in Eukaryota, Metazoa, Chordata, Mammalia, Pilosa, Megalonychidae. Gene Ontology annotation, molecular function: zinc ion binding. Bases 229 to 1023 code for a protein of 264 amino acids.